GGGGCCGUAGCGAUUUGUAAAGCGGUGCCAUCCGCAUACCACAUAUAGGGCUUGACCUGCCGCACUGUUUCCAGAAAAAAAUCAGGGCUCCAUGUUUUAUUUAAUUUUUUGUUUUGUUGGCAGAAUUAAAGGUUGUUGUUAAAGGAUGACUGCAAAGCGCUCCCCCAUCUGAAAGACACCAGAGGACGCGAUUCUUCAAGUGCACUUGCAUUUAUGGAAUAAAAACAGCCAUCAUCAUGUCAGGGAAGUCAGACGGCAAAAAGAAAUGGGCGGCAGUCAGGGGUCGCCUAGGCUCCUCGCAGGAUUCAGACACCCAGCAGGAAGCCAACCUUGAGAGUGCUGAUCCAGAGCUGUGCAUCAGGCUGCUACAAGUCCCCACCGUGGUCAACUACUCUGGGCUGAAGCGUCGCCUGGAGGGGAGUGACCAGACAUGGAUGGUCCAGUUCCUGGAGCUGAGUGGGUUGGAUCUCCUCUUAGAGGCCCUGGACCGGCUCUCAGGGCGGGGAUGCUCUCGCAUUGCCGAUGCCCUCCUGCAGCUCACCUGCGUCAACUGUGUCCGGGCCGUCAUGAACUCCUCCACAGGGAUCCACUUCAUUAUAGAGAAUGAAGGCUACAUUCGGAAGCUCUCCCAAGCUUUGGACACUUCCAACACCAUGGUGAAGAAGCAGGUGUUUGAGCUACUUGCCGCCCUCAGCAUGUUCUCUCCAGAUGGCCAUCGCCUGUCACUGGAUGCCCUGGACCACUACAAGGGCGUGAAGACACAGCAGUAUCGCUUCAGUGUGAUCAUGAACGAGCUGCAGGCCACAGACAACGUCCCGUACAUGGUCACCCUUCUCAGUGUCAUCAACGCCCUCAUCUUUGGGACAGAUGACCUCAGGCAAAGAGAUAAAAUGAGGAAGGAGUUUAUUGGACUUCAGUUACUUGAUGUUCUGCCAAAGUUAAGGGAGCAGGAGGAUGAAGACUUGAUUAUUCAAUGUGAAGCUUUCGAAGAGGCAAUGGCUGAAGAUGAAGAGGAGCUGCUGCGGAUCUAUGGGGGCAUUGACAUGAGUAAUCACCUGGAGGUUUUCACCACACUAUUCAACAAGGUGAGCAGCUCUCCAGCCUCUCUCCAGCUGCUGUCCAUCCUGCAGACGUUGUUGAUGCUUGGACCAGGCCGCCCUGAUAUAUGGCUUGCUCUGGAGGCUAUCACUAACAGAGCCAUACUGCUGGCCCAGGACUCUCAAAUGGAGUCCAGUGAGAAGAUAAUGCAGCGGCUGAUGUUCUCCAAAGGCUGUGAAGGUCGUCAUGAAGUGGACGGGCAGCUGGUGAAAAUGGACAAGGCCGUGCAGACUGAUUCGGAUCUUCAGGACAAAGACAAGUCAGACAAAAGCAUCACAUCCUCUCAGAAGCCAUUGUGUGCCGCUCCUCCACCUCCACCUCCCCCUCCACCGCCACCACCGCCUCCUCUACCCCCGAGUAUGACUGGACCAAACCAGUGCCCACCUCCACCUGCACCACCACCACCACCACCUCCUCCACCGCUACCAGGAGGGUUUGGUGGACCACCCCCUCCUCCUCCUUUGCCUGGAAUGCCACCGCCGCCACCGCCACCACCAUUUCCCUGCGGUCCAGGCAUGCCUCCCCCACCUCCACCUCUACCAGGGAUGGGUGGCGGACCACCGCCACCACCACCCUUGCCUGGCAUGCCACCUCCCCCAGGCAUGAUAGCGGCUCAAAGUAGCCACACCCUGGGGUGUGCUAUACCUAUAAAGGCAAACCGAUGCCCCACCCUAAGGAUGAAAAAGCUCAACUGGCAAAAACUCCGCUCUGUUACUGAUGGUCACUCCAUGUGGGCCUCGGUUCAGAAAGACCCUCCUGCUCCGGAGCCGGACUACAGCAGUAUCGAGCAGCUGUUCUGUCUCCCGGUGACUGAGCACAAAGACAAGGGGGCAGCUGCUCCUGUCAAGAAGGAGCCUAAAGAGAUUUCAUUCAUUGAUCCAAAGAAAAACUUGAAUUUGAACAUAUUCUUAAAGCAAUUCAAAUGCAAAAAUGAGGAUUUUGUAGCCAUGAUUCAAAACGGAGACCGUACUAAGUUUGAUGUGGAGGUGCUAAAACAGCUUCUAAAGCUCCUACCAGAAAAGCAUGAGAUUGAAAACUUGAAGUCCUUCCAGGGAGAAAAGGAUAAGCUGGCAAAUGUUGACCGUUUCUAUACCUCCCUUCUCACUGUGCCAUGUUACCAGCUGAGGAUUGAGUGCAUGUUGUUGUGUGAGGAGACGUCAUCAGUGUUGGAUAUGCUCAAACCUAAAGUUAAGCUGGUAGAGGAAGGCUGCCAGUCCCUCAGAAUGAGCACGCUCCUGCCAAGUUUCUGCAAGCUCAUUCUCGACGUUGGAAAUUUUCUCAACUAUGGAAGUCACACAGGGAACGCAGAGGGCUUCAAGAUCAGCUCUUUGCUCAAGCUUACAGAGACCAAGGCCAACAAGAGCCGCAUUACGCUGCUUCACCACAUCCUGGAGGAAGCAGAAGUGAACCACCCAGAGUUGUUGGCAUUGCCAGAUGAUAUAGAGAUCUGUGAAAAAGCAGCAGGAGUUAAUCUGGACUCUGUUCAGUCAGAAGCCAGUGCCUUACUAAAACGACUGAACGAGACCGCCAAGAAGGUCUCCAACUCUGUGGAAGAGGUGAAGGAACAAUACACAAAAGUUCUUGAGGAAAACUUGGAGGCAUGUCGGUCUUUAAGUGAAAGGUUCACUGUGAUUGAGAAAAAGAAGAGCGAGCUGGCUGUCUACUUGUGUGAAGAUGCCAAUCAGCUGUCGCUUGAGGAAGUCUUUGGAAACAUCAAGACGUUCCGAGGACUUUUUAUCAAAGCACUGAAGGACAACAAAACCAGGAGAGAGCAAGCAGCCAAGGCUGAGAAGAGAAAGAAGCAGUUGGCAGAGGAAGAGUCCAAGAGACAGAAGGGAGAGAAUGGAAAAAUAAUCAAGAAAGGCUUUGUGCCACAGGAUGACGGCUGCAUCAUCGACCACCUUCUGGCGGAUAUCAGGAAAGGUUUCACCCUAAGAAAGACCAGGCCAAGGUGCGAUUCGGAAAGCCUCCCUUCUAGUGAAAUUCGUAGGGAUACCUGCCCGUCUGAAUCAAGUGUGAAGCCUGUAGAAGAAGAAGCCGCCGACACGGCCACCAUUACCGCUCCCACCAAGCCUCAGAACGAGGGUCACCAGGCCAGCGCAGGCGAAGUGAACGGCUUCAUCAGCCCAUCAGAAGAGACUCCAUCAGCACCGCAGAGUGCAGUGCAAGACAGAGCAGCUGUAGCUCCCAGCACACUCCCAGACGAGGUAGCCGUGAAGGAGAAGGCACCCCCGGAAAAACCUGCGUCGCUGCAGGAGGGGAAACUCCCACAGGGAUCUGCAGUAUCUUCGCAAAAUCUGACACAACCCCAGCCUCAGGUUGAAGUGGAACCCCAACCACGUCUCCCCACGAAUGGCUUUUCAAUGGGAUCAACUGAGACCAGCGCCCUCAGCCCAUCUUCUCUCACUGAUUCAGACCUGCUAGAAGCUGUCUUAGAUUCCACUUCCAGUCUGGAACCUGAGAAGCUGAUGUCUGAGGAGCCAGCGGGUAUUAGUAUAAAUGUUGAGAUCAGGGAAAGUCCUUUACCUAACCUAAGAGACAGUGUGACACAGAGUAGUGAAAGCAAUAUAACACAAGGAGGUGGGCAAGGUGAAACUAGUGAUAAAAUAAGCCAUUUAUCAGAGACUGUAGGACAGGAGAAGGGUCAACAACAGUGCGAACACAUUACUGUGAAAACGCUCAGCGAUGACGAGGUCGUUAGCUCCAAACAUUCGGACCCUAAAAGCAAUGUGACUACACAAAGUGAGGAGAUCGACGGGUGGGAUGUCCCGGAUGGACUGCAAUCAGAAGAUCAGCCAUCGGUCUCUGAAGCAGUGCCUCCGCCUCCUAAACCAGAACCAAAGAAACAACACAGCCUCUUUAAACGAAACAAAAAGAAGAGUAAUCAAGGUAACAGUGGGAAAGGACACACUAAACAUAAAAAAGGCUGUGUGUUGCAGUGAGGUAGGUCAAAUCGAUGGGACGGCGACCCCCAACUGUGACUCAAGAAAGAGGAAGUCAAGAGGAAAAAGAAAAUGUUAAUUUCACUCUGGAGUUCUGAACUGGAAGGACUGAAGUGUAUUUUAUUUUGUGAGACAACAUGACUAUUGACUCCUUCAGGAGGAUGCAGAGGUCUUCCUUUUGCAAUGAUUUUGUUUUCCAGGACCAAGAAAAGAAGCGUCUAAUGCUGGGGAUCUUCACAGCAUGGAUGUUAAGGUGUCACUUUAUGUAAAUGAGUUGUAGUUUUUGUGUACAUGAGUGGCUUUUUGAUUCAAAAGAGUUAAAUAUGCUUUAUAUGUUUUGUAUACUUGUAACAUGCAGUGAAUGUGUUUUGCUAUUUGCUCUAUUUGUCCUUCAACACCUAUAGGAAAAAAAAAGAUGCAGUGUUUGGUGAAAGAUGUUUAAUUUAACUCAAAGCUGCUUGUCUGAAUUUCUAUAAAUAAUAUUAAAAUGAUCUCUAACAUGAAAUCUAAAGACAAAAUUUAAUGGAUUGUAACUUUUAAUGUUGAAUAUAUUUUAAUAAAAGUGUAUUUCCUGUUCA
Messenger RNA from Larimichthys crocea (large yellow croaker), 4618 nucleotides. RefSeq names its product inverted formin 2. NCBI's taxonomy places the organism in Eukaryota, Metazoa, Chordata, Actinopteri, Sciaenidae. Gene Ontology annotation, molecular function: small GTPase binding; actin binding. Gene Ontology annotation, biological process: actin cytoskeleton organization. The record is from RefSeq and is a predicted model, not a curated record. The transcript has 23 exons. Bases 237 to 4040 code for a protein of 1267 amino acids.